AUGGCGGAUUUCGACAAUGACUCAACUUCUCUGUAUAGUGUGAAGGGGAUCGUGAUCCUCGAUCAAGAUGGUAACAGAAUCAUUGCCAAGUAUUACGACAAGGAAACUUUCGGAACCACUAAAGAACAGAAAGCUUUUGAAAAGAGCAUGUUCCAAAAGACUCACCGUAAUGCUUCAUCAGAAAUACUCUUACUCGACGGAGUAACCUGUGUUUAUAGAUCUAAUGUGGAUUUGAAUUUAUAUGUUCUGGGUAGCCCUCGUGAGAACGAGUUGAUUUUGGAUUCUUUACUUAGUUGUUUGUAUGAUUCCAUCUCAACUGUUUUGCGAAAGAAUGUGGAGAAGAAAAGUCUUCUAGAGAACAUGGACACUUGUAUCUUAAUCCUUGACGAAAUAUGUGAUGAUGGAAUUAUCCAAGAAACUGACUCUCAAGCAGUUGUGUCAAGGUGUGCUUUGAAGGGAGACGAAAUCUCAUUCCCCGAUCAAACGUUAUCUCAAGUUGGGCUUUCUUUCGUAUCAUCAGCCAAGGAACAACUCAAAUGGUCAUUGUUGAAGUAA
Molecule: messenger RNA, 555 nt
Organism: Auanema sp. JU1783
Lineage: Eukaryota; Metazoa; Nematoda; Chromadorea; Rhabditida; Rhabditidae
Source: the annotation of a GenBank genome assembly